Messenger RNA from Dipodomys ordii (Ord's kangaroo rat), 1285 nucleotides. RefSeq names its product serpin peptidase inhibitor, clade A (alpha-1 antiproteinase, antitrypsin), member 6 (gene Serpina6). Gene Ontology annotation, molecular function: serine-type endopeptidase inhibitor activity. The transcript has 5 exons. NCBI's taxonomy places the organism in Eukaryota, Metazoa, Chordata, Mammalia, Rodentia, Heteromyidae. The record is from RefSeq and is a predicted model, not a curated record. Bases 64 to 1281 code for a protein of 405 amino acids. Gene Ontology annotation, biological process: negative regulation of endopeptidase activity.
GCAGGACCAAGCCGGUGAGAAGAACCUCAGUCCACUCAGAACGCAGGACCUGGUCCUACCGCAAUGCAAUUCACCCUGUGUACCUGUCUCCUCUGGCUCUCAACCAGUGGCCUCUGGACCAUCCAGGCUCAGGACCCCAGUGCCACUGUGAGCACCAACGGCCCUCACCGGGACCUAGCUCCAACCAAUGUUGACUUUGCCUUCAACCUGUAUCAGCGCCUCGUGGCCUCCACUCCUGAUAAAAAUGUCUUCAUCUCUCCUGUGAGCAUCUCCAUGACGCUGGCUAUGCUGUCUCUGGGGGCAUCUGGCCACACACAGACCCAGCUCCUCCAGGGUCUGGGCUUCAACCUCACCCAGACAUCAAAAACUGAGAUCCAUCAGGGUUUCCAGCACCUCCAUCGCCUCCUCGGAGAGUCAGACACUGGGUUGGACAUGACCAUGGGUAACGCCUUAUUCUUUGACCAGAGCCGCCUGGAACUACUGGAAAAGUUCUCAGCUGACAUCAAACACUACUAUGAGUCAGAGGCUUUGGCCACAGACUUCAAAGACUGGGACGGAGCCAGCAGAAAGAUCAACAAGUAUGUGGAGAAUAAGACCAAGGGGAAAAUUAAGAACAUAUUGUCAGACCUGGGUAGCCCUGCCUCCCUCAUCCUGGUUGACUACGUCUUCUUCAAAGGCAUAUGGUCAUAUGCUUUUGACCCAGAAAAUAUCAGAGAUAUGGACUUCCAUGUGAGCGACACGGUCACAGUGAGGGUCCCUAUGAUGUUCCAGACAAGCACCAUCAAUUACCUCCACGACACGGAGCUCCCCUGUCGGCUGGUACAGCUGGACUACGUGGGCAAUGGGACUGUCUUCUUGGUCCUUCCAGAGCCGGGACACAUAGACACAGUCAUCGCUGGGCUAAGCCGGGACACGGUUGAGAGAUGGGCCAAGUCCAUGACCUAUCAUCUCGUGAAUGUGUACAUCCCAAAGAUGUCUAUCUCCGGCACCUACGACAUGGGUGGAGUGCUGGCGGAAAUGGGCAUCCCAGAUCUGUUCACUAACCAGACGAAUUUCUCUGGGAUCACUCAGGUGGCUCCACUGGAAAGAUCAAAGGUGAUCCACAAGGCUGUGCUGCACCUCAAGGAGAAAGGACUGAAGCUUCCUGUCCCCAAGAAGGUCACUAAAAACCUGGCCACUAAGUCUCCCACCUUCAUCCUCAACCAUCCCUUCCUCAUCCUGGUCUUCGAUGAUUUCACGUGGAGCAGCCUGCUCCUGGGCAAAAUUAUGAACCCCAUCUGACAAC